CACCAGAUAACAUAGAUUCGAGCAAUCGUAAUUAAGUAAAUACCUAUAGAUAAUGAUUUUUGUCAAGAAUGCACAGAUGGUUGUCGAGAUAUACACGUGUUUUUACUUAAAAAUCCUCCAGCAAAAUGAACGUCUAUAACUGUGAUAAGUGUAAUACAGUAUAAUAGAUUUAUUGAGUAAAUUUCACAGAGUAUUAGUACUACAGUGAAGAAAAAGUUUAAAAAUGUUUCGUUACUCAACUAAAUUAACUGCAAUAUGUCGUAAUCACGAAUUUCGGUUUUCAAAUUAUCUGAAACUAAGUGCAUCAAUUUUAAGAUCCAGUUCAUUCGUUCAUCAAGAAAAUAAAAAAUACCACAAGUAUGGUGCAUAUGCUGCUUUUUCUUUACCUUUCAUUGGAGCUAUUAGCUAUUAUUUAUUCAGUGACGAUGUGAAAAAAUUUAUGAAAGAAAAUUGUCAUGUACAUGCUUUGAAGCAGCAUACUGAAAGUCAAAAUAUUGUUGGUGUUCGAAAAAAUGAUCUUCCAACAUAUUCAAUAGAGCAAGUUAAUGAGCAUGACAAUGUCAAGGAUGGCAUCUGGGUUUCGUACAAGGAAGGUGUUUACAAUAUUACAGAAUUUGUUAAGAAGCAUCCCGGUGGAGAGGAGAAAAUCAUGAUGGCAGCUGGUGGAUCUAUUGAUCCUUUUUGGAUGGUCUUUGCUAAUCAUCAAAAGUCAGAAAUACUGGAGCUCUUGGAAUCAAUGAGGAUUGGUAAUCUCAAAAGCGAAGAUGUGUACAAAAAAACUGUGGAUACUUUAGAUCCUUAUGCUUUGGAACCAAUUCGUAGCAAAGUGCUAAAAGUUAAUGGUAAACAGCCAUUCUGUGCUGAACCUCCUUCUCAUCUAUUAGUAGAACAUUUCAAAACUCCAAAAGAUAUUUUCUAUAUAAGAAAUCAUCUACCAGUCCCAAUAAUUGAUAUAAAAGAUUACGAAAUGGAAAUAAAUAUAAAUGAUACCACUAUUAAAUCACUCACGCUAUCGGAUAUUAAAAAAUAUCCUAAGUACACAGUAACCAGUGCAAUAAUGUGUGGAGGUAAUCGAAGAUCAGAAAUGGCUGAAGCCAAGUCAUUGAGAGGUUUGAGUUGGAGUGUUGGAGCUAUUGGUAAUGCCAGCUGGUCUGGUGCAAGAUUAAUUGAUGUAUUGGAAGGAUUAGGUAUAAAAGAAGAAGAUUUCAAUCAUUUACAGUUUGAAGGAAUGGAUGUUGAUCCGGCUGGUGUAUCCUAUGGUGCUAGUAUACCAAUUGGCAAAGCUUUGGAUCCAAGAGCCGAUGUUUUACUAGCUUAUGAAAUGAAUGACGAGGAAAUUCCUCUAGACCAUGGCUGGCCUAUUAGAGUAAUCGUACCAGGAGUUGUUGGAGCUAGAAAUGUGAAGUGGUGCAAUAAAAUUAUUUUUUCUAAAGAAGAGAGUCCUUCGCAAUUCCAGCAGAAUGACUAUAAAGGCUUCUCUCCUUCUAUAGAUUGGGAUAAUGUAGAUUUCAAGAAAGCUCCUGCAAUUCAGGAGAUGCCAGUUACUUCUGCUAUUUGCAUUCCUCAAAGAGGAGAAAAAGUUCAAAUAGAUAAGAAUGGUACUAUUGCAGUGAAAGGAUACGCUUGGUCUGGAGGUGGUAAAAAAAUAAUUAGAGUAGACGUGACAGCCGACGGCGGAAAUACAUGGCACAUUGCAGAUUUAGUAACUCAGGAUCAAAAUGCCAAAGAAGGUAGACAUUAUGCUUGGACUUUGUGGAGUCUUCAGAUACCUGUUGACAAAUCAAUGGGGUCUGUAGAGUUGUGGGCAAAAGCCGUAGAUUCAUCUUAUAAUGUACAACCAGAAAGUUUUAAAAAUAUUUGGAAUCUAAGAGGUUUUCUUUGUAAUGCAUAUCAUAGAGUGAAAGUUGACUUGAUCUAGAUGACAUUUUUUCAAGUUAUACUUAAGACAAGCAAUUUAUUUGUUUAGUUAAUAAUUUAAAUAUUUACUUUUUAUGUAUUAAUAUUAUCAUUUGUUAUUACUAAUAAGAUACAUAAAGCAAGAUAAGGCUACACUGUUGAUUGUAGGAUACAGUCAAGAUCAUUUAUAUAGAUACUCUAUCUGAUUUUGUUAUAUUUAUCUUUAUUUUACUGUAAUUAAUAAUUAGUUAUAAGGAAAAAGCUGAUGUUAUGGUGCUAUUUUUAAAAAUAUUGAAUAAUUUAUUGACUAUAUAGUUUUUUAAAUAAAUUAUAUAUUGUUAAAUGUAUGGAAUAGAGGUAGGGGAAUUAAUUCAAUUUAUUAUUAAUAAUUGUAUCUAUUAGAUACGAAAUCCUCAAAAAAUCACUUAGUAGCUUUUGAUACAUCGUUAUCUCAUAUCUUUAUAUAAUGUAUAUGGAUAUCACGUUUGUAAAGAACUCACUGCCUUGUGACUUAUUCACGGAUAAAUUAUUUCAAUUUUCCUACCCCUAGAUAUAUAUUAUCUGCCACAUUUAUUUAUA
This is a messenger RNA of Phymastichus coffea, 2475 nucleotides long. It is a transcript of the gene shop, whose product is annotated as sulfite oxidase. Lineage: Eukaryota; Metazoa; Arthropoda; Insecta; Hymenoptera; Eulophidae. Gene Ontology annotation, molecular function: molybdenum ion binding; heme binding; oxidoreductase activity. Gene Ontology annotation, cellular component: mitochondrion. The record is from RefSeq and is a predicted model, not a curated record. The transcript has 5 exons. Bases 224 to 1918 code for a protein of 564 amino acids.